Sphaerodactylus townsendi is the source of this 11826-nucleotide messenger RNA. RefSeq names its product neural-cadherin-like. The transcript is spliced from 33 exons. Gene Ontology annotation, molecular function: calcium ion binding. The coding region runs from base 1 to 8604 and encodes 2867 amino acids. Gene Ontology annotation, cellular component: plasma membrane. Gene Ontology annotation, biological process: homophilic cell-cell adhesion. The record is from RefSeq and is a predicted model, not a curated record. Lineage: Eukaryota; Metazoa; Chordata; Lepidosauria; Squamata; Sphaerodactylidae.
AUGCCGGGGCCCCUGUCCGUGGUGCCCGUGGGGUGGCUCCUGCUGUGCUGGGCGGCGGGCUGCGGGGCGACCGUCCGGCGCCUGCCCUCCUUCGGCGGCCACGUGGCGGAGAACCGUCCGGCGGGCACGCGGGUGAGCGGCCUGAGCGUGCCGCUGACCCGGCUGGGGCGGGAGCCGUGGUGCGCCCAGGUGCGAGGGCGCCGCUGGCAGCUGCGCUUGCUGGGCGAGGGCCAGGCGCACUUCCAGGCGGCGCUGCACGCCCGCUCGGGCCGGGUGUGGCUGCGCACCAGGCGGCCCCUGGACCGCGAGGCGCGCGCCCACUACGCCCUGCGCCUGGCCCUCUGCUGCAAGCCCUGCCCCGGCCCCGAUCCCGGCGCGCCCUCCGAGCUGGCCGCCCUGGACGUGGCCGUGCUGGACGCCAACGACAACGCGCCCCGCUUCGCGCCCGGCCCGGCGGGGGCGGCGGAGAUCCGCGUGGCCGAGACGCUGGCGCUGCGGGCGGCGGUGUGGCAGGCGCGGGCGCACGACCCGGACGCGGGCGCCAACGCCGAGCUGCGCUACUUCGCCCGCCCGCCCAGCGCCCACUUCUUCGUGGUGCCGCGCAGCGGGCGCGUCGUGCUGGUGCGCUCCCUCCUGCGCCGCCGCGCCCCCAUCCCGCUGCGCCUCUUCGCCCGCGACCGCGGACGGCCCGCCCUGCUCAGCGCCCCCCUCGAGCUCCGCGUCCUGCCGCAGCCCGUCCGCCUGCCCCGCCGCCAGCCCCCCCACCGACGCCGACGCCGCAGCCCCCCCGAGCCGCCGCUGGCCCUCGCCCUCCCCGAGGACGCACGGCCGGGCACCCUCCUGGCCACGCUGGCACCCGCCGCUCGCUUCCCCGCGGCGCGCUUCGAGCUGGUCUCGCCCCCGCCCGACGUGGCCCCCGUGCGCCUGGACGCCGACACCGGCGAGGUCACUCUGGCCCGCCCCCUCGACAGGGAGAGCCAGCCCCGGUGGGAGAUCAUCUGCCGCGUGCAGGAGAGGACAGGGAAGAAUUGGUACCUGGUACAUUUAGACCUCACAGUGACGGAUGUGAAUGACAACGUCCCAGAAUGGGUCAUGGAGCCCUUUCCAUUCUUGGCCACUGUUUCGCCGAAAGCUGCAGCUGGUACUAAAGUGUAUAAGCUCUUGGCUAAGGAUGAAGAUGAAGAAGAGAAUGGAGCCAUUGAGUAUUUCCUUGUGGAAGGUGGAGAAGAUAGAUUUGAAGUUGAAAGGGACAGUGGUUGGAUUAAAACAACAGGCUUGCCUCUGGAGAAGGAGAAGGAGUAUUUACUGACGGUCCUAGCUGCCGACAAACAUGGUCACCAAGGGCCCCCUGUCUCUAUUUCUGUACUUGUUGGACGUCGUCCACCACAGUUUGCCAAUAUGUCAUACACGGUUUACGUCCCGGAAAACAUGCCCCCAGGAAAAUCGUUUUUGACAACCCGUGCUUUGUCUCAUCAAAACAAAUCCUUGAGUUACAGCCUCAUAACCAAUCCAAAUGGCCUCUUCAGCAUUAACCAGUCAACAGGAGACAUCCACUUCAGUCGUGGUAUGGAUUAUGAGAGUGAUCAGCAUCAGUACCUCCUUCUGGUCCAAGCAAGAGAAAACCAGGGGCAUCUCAGUAGUACAGUUGAGGUUUGGGUUGUAAUUACAGACAUGAACGAUUGCGCUCCCGAAUUCCAGCAGUCUAUCUAUACCAAAGACAGCGUCCCCGAAACCGUGGCUGUCACCACCGCACUUCUGCAAGCAACUGCCAGUGAUUGCGACUCCGGAGAAAAUGCAGAAAUUCUUUACUACUCUCUGAGCUCUGAUUUCACCAUUUCUCCUCAUGGCAUCAUCUUCCCAGCGACAGAAUUGGACUACGAGCGCCCCAACCAUCUUUAUGAGUUUGUAAUUAUGGCUGUAGAUAAAGGAGAACCACCCAGAACUGGGACAGCAACCGUCAGGAUUCAUGUCUCCAAUGUCAAUGAUGAAGUGCCCAAGUUUUCACAGACGGUCUACAAGAGUUUUGUCUCGGAAGAUGCGGGUCCCAACACCUUGAUCGUCGCCGUUCAUGCUAUAGACCCCGAUGGAGAUGGUGUUUCUUACAGUAUUACUGGAGGGAAUCAAAAAGGAAACUUUGUUAUCGACCCUCAGAAAGGCUUAAUCCGCCUCCGCUCCAGCCCACCCCCUAAGCUCGAAGGACCGGAGUACGUGCUUAAUGUUACUGCUACUGAUGACAACAUUUCUGGGGGACCGCGCUCAUUUUCUAGCACCGUGUUGGUUAUUGUGCACGUCGAUGAUGUCAACAAUAACAAGCCAGUAUUUGAGAAGUGUCAGCAUUACCGAGAACACGCUUCUGUGCUGGAGAACCAGCCUGUGGGAACAUUUGUGUUACAAGUAGAGGCGACAGAUGCAGAUGAAGGCGCCAACGGCAGGGUGAAAUACGGCUUGAUGCACAGAGAUGGUGUCCUUCCUUCAUUUAACAUUCACCCUGACACAGGCCUUUUGACAACGCUCCAGGUGUUUGAUCGAGAAAAGCAGAAAGAAUAUCCUAUCACCGUGACAGCGACAGACCAGGCAGCGGAACCUCUGAUUGGGAUCUGCCAGCUCAAUGUUGUCAUCCUGGACAUAAAUGAUAACAGUCCUCGAUUUGAGAACACGCACUAUGAAUAUUUCCUGAGAGAAGACACAAGCAUUGGCACAAGCUUCCUUCGUGUUGCAGCCCACGAUGAUGACUAUGGCUCAAAUGCUGCCAUUACGUAUUCUGCAUCUGGUGGAAAAAUGAAAUACUUCCAGGUUAAUCCUACCACUGGCUGGGUUUAUGUAAGCCAACCCGUAUUGCAGAAAUCUUUCAUAACUGAAGAAAUUAUAGCAACAGAUGGUGGGAACAGGAGCAGUAAGGCUGAGGUUAGAAUUACGGUCACCAGUGCGAAAAACCAGCCCCCUCAGUGGGAAAAGGACAUUUAUGAAAUCGUCAUUCCAGAGAACACAACAAGAGAUGUCUCUAUUGUGACAAUUAAAGCCACCUCUCUCCUUGGCGACCCACGUAUCACUUACAAUCUCGAAGAGGGCCUUGUUCCAGAGGCCAACAUGCCCAUCAGAUUCUACUUGACUCCAAAUAGAGAGGAUGGUUCUGCAUCUAUCCUCAUAGCCGAACCUUUGGAUUACGAAACUACGAAAAACUUUCUGCUGAAAGUUCGGGCUCAGAAUGUCGCCGCAGCACCGUUAGCAUCUUUUGCAACCGUCUACAUCAAUCUGACAGAUGUCAAUGACAACGUCCCUUUCUUUACCUCCUCCAUAUAUGAAGCUUCGGUCACAGAAGGAGCAGAGAUUGGAACUUCAGUCCUGCAAGUCUCUGCCACUGACCUUGACCUUGGUCCAAACGGCAAGAUCACUUAUUGUCUGCUACCUGAUCGCAGCAGGGAUGAUACGUUUUUCCGCUUGGACCCUGAAACGGGUUCAAUCUAUACUACCUCUGUGUUUGAUAGGGAAAAGAAAGCAUCGUAUCUCUUAGAAGUCAAAUCAACCGACGGCUCGGAAUCCGCUCGUCCUGGAAAACAUGGGCAGCCAAAUUCUGACACGGCCUACGUGCGUGUUUUUAUCAGUGACGUGAACGACAACAAGCCCGUCUUCACCCAGAGCAUCUACGAAGUUAAUAUAGAUGAAGACCGAGACGUGGGAUCAGCUGUCAUUACCGUUGGUGCUAAUGAUGAAGACGAAGGAGCCAACGCAAAAUUAAGAUACCAGAUAACAGCUGGGAAUGCUGGUGGAGCGUUUGACAUCACACCGGAAACGGGCAUCAUCUUCAUUGCCCGACCACUGGAUUACGAAGAGUUGCAGCUGUAUGAACUUCACCUCUUGGCUUCCGACGGGAAGUGGGAGGAUUACGCCAUUGUGAUCAUUAACAUUGUGAACAAAAAUGAUGAAGCCCCUGUGUUUGCUCUCAGUGAAUAUUAUGGAAGUGUGAUCGAGGAACUAGACGGUCUCCCGGUCUUUGUCCUUCAGGUUGCCGCGAAUGAUCCUGAUAGUAGCUUGGAUGGAGGUGAUAUAAGGUAUUCCUUGCAUGGAUAUGGCGCAGAUGAAGUCUUUGCAAUAGACGAGAACUCGGGCAGCAUCUAUUCCCAGAAGGUGUUAGAUCGGGAAGAGAGAGCCCUUUGGAGAUUUGUCGUGUUGGCGACUGAUGAAGGAGGAGAAGGCCUUACUGGAUUUGCAGAUGUGGUGAUAAAUGUCUGGGAUAUAAACGAUAAUGCCCCGACGUUCUCUUGUAUGCCCGGCGACUGUAAUGGGAGUGUCUUUGAGAAUUCUCCUGACAAUACUUUGGUCAUGGAGAUGACAGCCAUAGACCUGGAUGACUCUAAUGUUGGUCUCAAUGCAAUUCUGACUUACCGUAUAAUUGAAAAUGUGAAGAACGAGCUUGAAGAGGACUUGUUUGAAAUCAGCCCUGCAACUGGCAACAUCUAUGUAGCAGGAGGAACGUUGGACAGAGAGAAGGCCGAGAAGUACUUCCUUAGUGUUGAGGCCAAAGAUGGAGGGGGACUGGCUGGAACAGCUACUGCCACCAUCUGGGUUGCUGAUGUAAAUGAUCACAUCCCCUGUUUCACACAGGACAUCUGGCAUGCCGUAAUCCCUGAAACCAAUGCUGUCGACUCGGUGGUUCUGGAAGUGGUGGCAGCUGAUGAAGACAGCGGGGAGAACGCUGACUUAACAUUCAGUAUUAUCGGGGGAGACCCAGAACAGAAAUUUUACAUUGAAAGCCAUAAAGGAGACCAGCGUGCGAGGAUUAGGCUGAAAAAGAGUCUGGAUUACGAGCAGAUCCAUGAAAGACAUUAUAACCUCACAGUCAAGGUGGAGGAUCUGGAUUUUUACAGUAUCGCUUUUUGUUUGAUCAACGUUGAAGACUGUAAUGACCACAGCCCUGUUUUCAGUUCUCAGUUUGUGCAGCUGAGCCCUUUCUUUGAAAACAUACCUGUGGGCACCACUAUCGCCACAGUAGCAGCGAUGGAUGAGGACUCAGGUUUGAAUGGGAACAUUCGGUAUUCCAUCAAGUCAGAUUCCGAUCUUGCUGGGCAGUUUGCAGUAGACCAAGAAGGUCAUGUGACGGUGGCAAAAGCAUUGGAUCGGGAGGUUACUCAGCGAUAUAGCUUAAUCGUACAGGCCUCCGAUGAGGGUCUUCCUGCCCAAACUGGAAGUGUUACAAUAUCGAUUGACUUACUUGAUGUUAAUGACAAUGGCCCGGGGUUUGAGGCGAUGUACACACCUGUGGUCUGGGAAAAUACACCUGGACCUCAACUGGUUUAUAUGACCCCUACAUCUAACCUGCUUUGGGCUUUUGAUCCAGACAGUGACGAUAAUGGGCCACCGUUUAUGUUUUCCAUGCCACCAGAUUAUCAGCACACUUUGGAUUUCUCUGUUACUGACCAUGGAAAUAAUACCGCGACGGUUACUGCUUUGAGGUCCUUUGACAGGGAGAAGCAGAAGGUUUUCUAUCUGCCCAUCAUUGUAACUGAUAGUGGGAAUCCAUCAAUGAGCUCCACAAACACUCUGGCUGUCACUAUCGGUGAUGAGAAUGAUAAUAGUCAUGAAGCCGGCCAUAAGGAAAUAUUUGUUUACAUACACCAAGGAAAAUGGUCAACAACUGUGCUCGGGGAAGUGUUUGCGCCGGACCCGGAUGACUGGGACAAUAAAACAUUCGUCUGCGAAGGAAAAAUGCACAAAUCUUUCAGGCUGAAUCAAAGGACUGGUUCUCUGGUAAUGGUGGAUAAUGCUCCUCAGGGAACAUAUGAGAUGAAAAUCAGGGUGUCAGAUGGAGUCUGGCCCGACGUUAUGGCAACUGUGCAGAUACAUGUCAAAGAGCUGGGAAACGAAGCCAUUCAGAAUUCAGCGACAGUACGCCUGGCAGACAUGACUGCUGAAGAGUUCAUCAGGAAAGAUGAGCCUGAAGAAAGCCGACUUGACAAGUUGAAGGACCUGCUAGCCGGAAUCCUCUCGGUCCCUCAUGACAACGUCCUUGUCUUCAGUGUGAUGAAUGUGGAUGGGAGACAGACAGAUGUGAGGUUUGCGGUUGUCAAUGGCUCUUCCUAUUACAGGCCAGAGAAAUUGCACGGUCAGGUAGCAGCUUUCAAAAAUAAGGUCCAGUUGGCUUUAGGAGUCAACGUUUCUCAGAUAGAUGUGGAUGAGUGCCACAAGACAGACUGUGGCGGGAGCGGCGGCUGUGCCAACUACAUCACGGUGAGUGACAUCUCCACAGUGACGGACACAGGAAGUGUCUCACUUGUCUCCAUAACGACCAGCGUCAAUGCUAUCUGCACGUGCACAGCCAGGGACAGGAUCCAUCGGUCAUGUAACUCCUAUGCCCGCAACCCUUGUCUCAAUGGAGGGACUUGCAUUGACAUGCUGCAUGGUUACAGGUGUCAGUGUUUGACUUCAUUUCAUGGAGUAGAUUGCCAGCAGACUAAGCACAGUUUCCAUGGAAAUGGCUACGCGUGGUUCCGUCCCAUCCGGCCUUGUUUUGAGAGCCUCCUCUCCCUGGAGUUCAUUACCGAUGUUCCAAAUGGGCUUUUGCUAUACAAUGGUCCUUUGUCAGAGACAGGCCCUGGGAAUUCAGAGAACUUCAUUGCAAUAGAACUUUCCAGUGGCAUUCCUGUUCUAAAACUAAACUAUGGCUUGGGCCCAGUAGAGCUGCAUUUGCCUAGCUAUGUGAAUGUUACGGACAGAAAAUGGCAUCGCCUCGAAGUGAGAAGCAGCAGGCAGGGUGUCCGAUUGACUUUGGAUCAGUGCAAGGCUGCGGUUGUGUCAGAGGUGGAGGGAGUAGGGGAGUGGCUGACAACAGAAGACCGCACUAAUUGUGAGGUUGUGGGCUUUGUCCCGCAAACAAAUAGGCACUUGAACUUGAACCAGGUUCUCCAGUUGGGUGGCGUAAAAGAAUCGAUUCCCUAUACAUACCCCCAGCUGCAGCAUAAGCAUUUCACCGGCUGUGUUCGCAAUCUCAUUUUGGAUACUCAGGUGUACGACCUUGAAUCUCCGGCAGAAUCUCUGAAUAGUUGUCCUGGCUGUGCCUGGACCGACGACAGCUGUGAGAAGAAGGGCUCCUCUCCCUGUGGGGCUCAUGGCCGAUGCCUCGGGGACUGGGAUUCGUUUACCUGCCUCUGCUUGCCAGGGUACUACGGCCACAAGUGUGACAAAGUUGCUGAAGAAUAUUCCUUCGGGCCGGGGAGUUACGUUCGUUAUCAGCUUCCUCUCACUGUACCUGCUCGCCAAACCCUGAUAGAGAUGAUGGUGAGGAUGCGACAGCCCAACGGGAUCAUUAUGAGCAUGUCUUCCCGAAACAAGGAUGAGCAUAUUAUCCUGCAGGUGAUUCAGGGGUUGUUAGCAGUAUCUUAUAACCUGGGGGAUGGAAUGGUCACUGUUAGCCUUCCUUCCUACCGACUUGAUAAUGGUGAGUGGCAUCAUAUCUCCCUGGAGAGAAACGAAAACGAGUUUAUUCUUCGCCUGGAUGGAGGAGGUGGAAAGAGAGAAAUCCUGAAGGCAGAAGGCAUCUACAAGGAGAUUCAGGUUGAUCCUGACAGCUUGGUGGUUGGCAACACAUAUCCUGUCAAUCAAAAUCACAGUUUCCAAGGAUGCAUGAAGGAUGUCAGAUUCAAUAACUAUGAGCUGCCGCUGGACGCUUACCCUAAGGAGUUGGUAUUGAGUGCCCAAGGAGUGGAAAAAGACUGCCUUUCAGAUGCUUGCAAGAGCAAUCCCUGCAGCCAGCAGUUUAUCUGUAUUGACUUGUGGAUGAUGUACGAGUGCAGUUGCCCUGCAGGACACAUGUUGGUGGAGAACGCCUCAGGCCGGCAUUGCAUUUACACUGCAUGUGCUCAGAGACCCUGCAAUUUUGGCACCUGCAUCUCACAAUCUGCAAGCAAGUUCCGAUGUCACUGCCCUGAUGGGUAUGCUGGCCGCAACUGUGAAAUCAUGCUGGCGAUCUUCACCAAGGACGCCGGGCUGAGUUUCAGCUCCAUGUUUGCCAUCUGCAUUUGUUUUCUGGCGCUACUAGUUCUCCUCAGUGGCGUUUUCCUAUGGACACGGUGGAAGAGCCAUAAAAGCAUGAAUGGAGGAGUCUACCACGUCACCACCAGUCAGGAUGACUUGGAGGACAUCAGAGAGAACAUUCUCAACUACAACGAGGAAGGGGGUGGAGAGCAAGAUCAGGAUGCCUACAACAUGGCUGAGCUCCAGAUGUCUCUGCAAACCAGUCCCGCUUACUCCCUCUAUAAGAAGAAAGGGAAACGGUCAGACCUGCACUGUCACUUGAGCUGUGAGGCUCCUCUAAGUCCCAAAGAGCAACGAGAAACCCCUGCGACAGGAAAGGGGGACUCUUUAUCAAGCACAGAUUUUGGGUGCUACCUAAUGGGCGUGGUAAGAAAUGUCGACCAGCAGCACCAGGCUCUGCCCUGUGAUUCUCUGCAGGUGUUUUACACCGAAGGGGAGUGCUCGGAGGCCAGCAGCCUAAGUUCCCUGGCAUCCUGCGGAUGGGAUGAAGAUGCAGUUUAUGGGAAUAUAAAAGACUGGGGGCCAAAGUUUGAAAAACUAAGCGAACUCUAUUCGCAUGCAGAGCCUGAUGUCUAGAAUAUGGAAUCUGUCUUGGACUAUUGCUUAAGGGGUUUUUUUUAAUGUGACUUUUGAUACAGUUGUACUUCCCUGAGGUGUUCAAGAGACAGAACGGCAAGAAACCAGAGAGCUUUGGCGUGAUGAGAAUAGCUGCCGUUCCAAACUGAAAAGAGGGAUGGAAAACUCUGGAUGUCACGGUGAGUGUGGGUUGAAGAAAGGCCGAGGGUCUGAAUAGGGUCUGAAAGCAGCUCAAUGAUCACGCCAGGAAGACUCUGUAAAGCAACUUUCCCCGUAUUGGUGGCCAGCAGGGAUACCUUUUCCAUAAGACUUUUUCUGUGCAUAUAUUUGGAAGGAGGGAACCAGAAUCACUUGCCUGUGUAGGUCUCAGCAUUGCAGGAGGCCCAUAAUCCUGCCAUGUGUCUCUUACGCAGUCCCUGUCAUAUCGUCUGACGUGUGGUGUGCAGUUCUUUAUCACUAAAUGUACAGCUGAAACUAAUUUCCUUUUUAAUUUGAAAGAAAUUGACGACGAACUUGCUGGUGUCAGAACUCAGACUCGGCAGGAUUUCCUGCUCUUUUCAAAAUAAACCUGCCUUUGUUGUUGGGUUCGAAUUCCUGUGGGUCCUUCAUCAAGCUUAGAAGAAGUCAGAGCUUGCACUUGGUUACAAAACUUGGAAAGCGUCUUUUUACAACUCUUCCCCGAAAGAAGUGGGCUUGCUGCUGAAAUGGUUGACUCCAGCAAAUGCUUCAAAGUAAUCCUCAAGUUGGAAUCGGCUCAAGGGAAAACAAAACCCCAAACAGUCUUGAUUGGCAGGAGAUAGCGUGCUUGUCAAAUCCAGCAUUGCUGAUCACAAAAGUAUUGUAAAGUAUCCUGGCUUUGAAUUGCUUCUGUUAUUUCAAGCUCUCUACUCCUCACUCUUCCGUACAAUUAAGCAAUUCCCUGCUUUAUCAGUACAUUAAAAUCCUUUCCUAUGAAUACUCAUGAACUGAUAGGCGCAUUUGAACGGUACGGGCUAAAGUUGUCCCUCAGAUUGAAAAAAAAAGAUGCAGCAUAAAGAAUAAGAUCUCAAAAGUAUCUUGUUUACAACUAGAACCUUCAUCUUGUAUUGCUGGGAACGCAAAUAUCAGAAGUCCAGAAUGGAACUAUCGAAGAUAUCACAGUGCAUAAUCUCACCAGUGUUUGGUACAGCUUCUUCAGAAUUAGGAAUUCUGCAUGCAUUUGAAAAUGACAUGGGGUGGGGGUGGGGGAGGCAGAGGCUUUGGUUCAAAGCAAUAAUAAUAUGUUAAUAUGUACAGUUCAUAGAUGUGUCCUUUUUCAAUUGCCUUUCUUAGACUCUCAGAUGGUAUUUGCCCAGCCAAUUUGGUGGUAUUUUUUGCUCAGCCACUAAUAUCUGUAAUGAAAAAGGUGCUACAUAGUAUAUUUUAGUUUUAUCUUAGGACCUCCUAAAUGUUGGACAGUGGAAUAGGAGACACCUUGGGCUUAACAAUCUCAUAGAUAUCAUUUUGCCAGCCUUCCAGCUCAGAAUUCAGUUACCCUGUUCCUUCCGUCCAGCUUGUCUUUAAAAAAUCUCCAGUUAAUAACUGUUCCUUAGAUUAUGUACACAUUCGUUUCAGCAAAUGAAGCAUACAGAAAUGUGAUGCUAUGAGAAAAGUCAGUGAAAUGGGGACCUGCAAAAUGGAACAGGGAGGGAAUGAGGAAGGCUACCGAGAUGUGGAUAAGAAAGAGAGACAAGACUUUCCGUAGUUCCUGAGUUGCAUUUUUCAAAUACGUUCUAAGUUGCCACCUUUUUAUACAUUGCCAGAUGCUCUUGUAACUUCUCUUGGACUUCGGUAGGGUUGUUUCUCAUUAGCUCAUUCAGCCAUUCUGUGUGUGAUCAAAAUAUUUCCAGUUCCUCAAGAUAAUUUUUCAGGCUGUCAAACACCCACUUCUGUCCAAUACUUCAUCUUGAUUGAUAGAAUCAGCUCAUUCAACACCCCUGUCCUGUUCAAACUCAGAGAAGGUAGGGGGUAGAUGCCUAAAAGAUGUUCAGCCUCAUUCAAAACAUGAUGCAAAGAACAGCUGGAACGGUGCCUGCACAGCUUUGUCUCAACCGCUAGAAACCCACGAUCAGCUUUUUGGUGCGCUGCUCUCCUUCAGUCCCCCUUGUCAAACAGCAUUAAGCUUUUUUAAAAAAAUGUUGCAUAAUGUCUCAGUUAUUGGAAUGGAGGGGGCUUGUCCAGGCAGACUCCAUUUGUGCAUAUAUGCACCUCUAAACUGGACUGGGCUGACUGAAUUUAACAGGCAGAUGUGUUUCAGUUCUUUAUAACAGAAAAGCUCCAAAACCUGGCUACCAGUACUAAAAAAAACCCCCACCAAAACAAAACCCAGAAACAUUCAAUGCAAUUACUUCACCCAGAUAUAUGCUAAGGCAGUUAGUUGGAACUGCAAAUGAACUUCACCCAGACACAUGCAAAUGUGCCUCACCCCCCUUCCCACCUGUGAGGUGGACAAAACAUAUGCACCCUGCCACACAAACACUCCACACUGUGCCACAGAGAGACGUGCUUCUUAUCAUGACAUGCCUCUGAAGAUGCCAGUCAUAGAUGCUGGCAAAACAUUAGGAGCAAAACCUACCAGACCACAGCCAGACAGCCCUGAAAUCCCACAAGUCAACGCUAAGCGCUGUCAUCCGUUUAUAGCUGGUGUACUUGGCCCGAAAUGUUCACUGCAUGUCACCCAGUCUGAUCAUAGGACUCCAUAAGAUUUCUUUUUUUUAAAAAAUGCAACAGUUUGAAAGUGCAGCAUUCUUUACAACUUUUUUUCUGGAGAUGUUUCUCCAGGUUUUAAGGCUAAGUUCUUCCUCCUGCUUUUAUGUCUGACAAUGUAAAGGGUGUGGUAAUUAUUUACCAAAGCAACUGUCUUAGGAAUUGAUCCCCAGUUUUUAAUCAUAGUGCAUAGUUGAGAAGAAAGGUGUCUAUCCGACAGUAGAUGGUGUUUUGCUAGGCAUGCAAUCUGGAACUGCAUCUUUCAAAAAGGUGGAUAUUUUUCUAUUGAAUUUUUUUUUGGGGGAGAGUUGAGUCUACUUCAGCUACGAAGUUUGGUUUAAAUAUACUACAGUGGAAUAAGAGAAAAGCUGGCAAAAAUAGUCAAGCUGUUUCUGGGAGAGUAUUCAGAUGUCAGGGAGCAGCAGUGGCGUAGUGGUUAAGAGCAGGUGCACUCUGAUCUGGAGGAACCAGGUUUGAUUCCCAGCUCUGCCGCUUGAG